Molecule: messenger RNA, 270 nt
Organism: Cooperia oncophora
Lineage: Eukaryota; Metazoa; Nematoda; Chromadorea; Rhabditida; Trichostrongylidae
Source: the annotation of a GenBank genome assembly
GUCAGACCGCGUCAGUUCGGGAUUUUCAACUACACAUCAGCUCAAAUAACCUAUAUCUCGGAGGAAUCUGCUGACAUACGCGUCGGAUACACAAAUGCUCCUGGCGAGGGGUACAUCUAUCGACUGAAAGAAUACGAACGCCGGUUUGCUCCGAAGUACAUAUACUGGAUAGUCUUCUUUAUUCUUAUAGCUCCUACAACUCUGGGUUCAUUCCUUGCCUACUCGAAAAGCAAGACCAAAUAUGAGGAGCUUGCUAGGAAAAAAAUCUAG